GGCCUCUGAGCGUCGGCGGUGGUUGCCAUGGCGGCCGCCUUGGGGCUGGUCGGCGGUCGGGCUUGGCGAGUGCUUCGCGGCUCCGUCUCAGGUGUGAGCAUCCGUUUCCUGAAGAACAGAACCCAGCAGGUUAGGGUUCUCCCUGCUUGUUUCUAUGGAAACUCUGCCCUGGAACACAUCCUUGGGAUUGCUAAAGAGGAAGCAAAAUGUUUGGUGGGCCAGCAUCCUCCUCCAUUGAACGCUUUUCAAGCUGAGCAAGAUAAUUUGCUGGGGUACCAGCCAGAUCAACCUGAGAAUCCCAAAGUCUUGAGAGUUGCCAUCAUUGGAGCUCCGAAUGCUGGGAAAUCAACCCUCUCAAAUCAGCUCUUGGGCCGGAAGGUCUUGCCGGUGUCGAAGAAGGUGCACACAACAAGGUGUAGUGCCCAGGCUGUCAUCACAAAGGAGGAUACUCAGUUGGUUCUCUUGGAUACUCCCGGACUCAUCGCUCCAGCCAAAGCCAAAAAGCACAACUUGGAAAAAUCUCUCCUGGUGGACCCUUGGACGAGCAUGAAGAGUGCAGACUUAGUGCUGGUGCUUGUGGACGUGGCAGAUCACUAUACCCGGAAUCAGCUCCAUCCUCAGGUGUACAGGUGCCUCUCAAAGUUCUCGCGGGUUCCCAGCAUCCUUGUCUUGAACAAGGUGGAUUUGCUGAAGAAGAAACAUCUUCUUCUAGACCUGGUAGUGGAACUCACUGAGGGAGUUGUCGGUGGGGAGAAGGUUCAAGUCACAUCUUUGUCAAGGGUGUCCUCCAGAACCCCCACUAUAGGCAACUCCCAUGAGAGCACCCAGGCUUCUGUGGCUUCUGAGGUUACAACUGAAAAGUCUGGGUUGCCUGCAGAACAGAGCAGCCCCCAGGCGGGUUCAGAUUCAGACACCAGAGCCAACGGCAUUAUGGAAGAAGGUGGACCUGCGAGAAGGAGCCUGGGGAAACAAAAGAAGAAAUCCAAGAAAGGUUGGCCCCACUUUCAGGACAUCUUCAUGCUGGCUGCCAUUAACAGAGAGGAGGUGGAUACGCUGAAGAGCUACCUUCUGAUGCAAGCCAAGCCCGGCCCCUGGGAGUUCCACAGCGAGGUCCUGACCAGCCAGUCUCCUCACGAGGUCUGUGAUAACAUCAUCCGUGAGAAGCUGCUGGAGUAUUUGCCUGAGGAAGUGCCCUACACCGUGGAGCAGCAGACGGAAAUGUGGGAGGAGGGACCCAGCGGGGAGCUGGUCAUUGUGCAGAAUCUGAUGGUCCGGAAGGAGUCCCAUUUGAAGAUGCUGAUUGGCUCACAUGGCCAGCUGGUCAGUACGAUUUCCCAGGAAGCUGUUCGUGACCUGAUGAAUGCUUUCCUGUGCGACGUCCGCCUGAAGCUCUGCGUGAAGCUGAAGAAAUGA
Euleptes europaea (tarantolino) is the source of this 1413-nucleotide messenger RNA. It is a transcript of the gene ERAL1, whose product is annotated as Era like 12S mitochondrial rRNA chaperone 1. Gene Ontology annotation, molecular function: rRNA binding; GTP binding; ribosomal small subunit binding. The record is from RefSeq and is a predicted model, not a curated record. Gene Ontology annotation, biological process: ribosomal small subunit assembly. The transcript has 11 exons. Lineage: Eukaryota; Metazoa; Chordata; Lepidosauria; Squamata; Sphaerodactylidae. Bases 28 to 1413 code for a protein of 461 amino acids. Gene Ontology annotation, cellular component: mitochondrial matrix.